This is a messenger RNA of Tribolium castaneum (red flour beetle), 497 nucleotides long. RefSeq lists its product as uncharacterized. Bases 171 to 497 code for a protein of 108 amino acids. The record is from RefSeq and is a predicted model, not a curated record. Gene Ontology annotation, biological process: negative regulation of biosynthetic process. Lineage: Eukaryota; Metazoa; Arthropoda; Insecta; Coleoptera; Tenebrionidae. The transcript has a single exon.
GCGUCUAGUCCCGGCAAGCCCCUUCUUCCGUCCUCGUCCAUUCUCUAACCAAAUUUCGCGCAAGGUAUGUCUUUAGCGUAAGAAAACUCCAUCCAGCCCCCGUGUCGUGUGAUAAACCCUAAACAUAUCGAAGCAUGUUAUCAGCGCGUUAUCAGUGAGAGGCGUGCCCCAUGCCCUACAUCCUAGUGCGCGGCAACUUGGCGGCCUACGGACAGCGAUACCCUUGGCGAGUCCUCGUCUCCGGCCUCAAAGCCGCCGACAUCGAGCAGCUGAACCGCUUCGCCUCUGGGGGCUACUGCGACGACUGCACCAUCGUGUACAUGCAGCACCCCUGCGUCAUCCUCACCGCGCUCGAGGUGCUCGGCUACAAGGUGGUGGCCUCCUCCUCCACCUCCGUCAAGCAGGACUACAACGAGUACAUGUGGACGAUGCGCAAGGACUUCUCCGAGCCGGAGCCCCCCGUCGGUGGCGCCGCCCCUGAGCUCAAAGAGGACUAG